Molecule: messenger RNA, 6387 nt
Organism: Calidris pugnax (ruff)
Lineage: Eukaryota; Metazoa; Chordata; Aves; Charadriiformes; Scolopacidae
Product: poly [ADP-ribose] polymerase 14-like
Exons: 17
Coding region: 18-5447 (1809 amino acids)
Biological process (GO): negative regulation of gene expression
Cellular component (GO): cytoplasm; nucleus
Molecular function (GO): NAD+ poly-ADP-ribosyltransferase activity; transcription corepressor activity
Source: RefSeq, a predicted model, not a curated record
AGGAGCCGGGGCCCACCAUGGCGAGCCCGGGGCAGGGCUGUUUCCCGCUGGUGGUGCGCGGCGACUGGGGCGCCGCCGGGCCCUCGGCCGCCCUGAGGAAGAAGCUGCUCUGCUACUUCAAGAGCCAGCGGCGCUCGGGGGGCGGCGAGUGCGAGCUGAGGGACGCCGCCACCGCCGGGGAGCUCCUCGUCUGCUUCGCCCAGCCCGAGGUGAAGCAACAAGUUCUUGAGAGACAGUCUCAUCAGCUGUAUUUGGGAGAAAGAGGAGUGUUGAAGUUUACUGUCUCAGAGCCUGAAAAAGCAGUGGCACUUGGAGAAAAAUUAGUUCCCACAAAGGCUUUGGAUUCCAUGGGCAGCCUUCCAACAAAAGAUGAUGCAGAAGCCUUGCAGGAAGCAGAGAGUUUUGAUCCGACCAGUAAGCUCCAGGAGGAAGCUGGCUCUGCGAAGAACGUUGCAGAAAGGUCCAGGAAGACCUCACCUUCGGUGGUGUUUGAAAACAUACAAGGAUGCAACAUAAAAUGCUUAAGUAUGCUGUUGGAGAGCAUCAGCGGCCUGGCAGUGGAUGAUGACUUCACUGUGGAAGUGAUACCUGAAAGAAAUGUUGCCGUAGCUACCUUUAUAAAAAGUAUUGAUACUGAAGAAUUUGUCAAGAAGUGCUCACAAAACAAGAGAGUUAAAGAAUUGAAAAUAACUGCCAGGCUUCUUGAAUUGACCCGGAGCAUCAGGGCUGAAAACGUACCGGCCAGUGUUUCCACAGACUGCAUCUCAGCUUACUUUCAGAGUCCACAGAACGGAGGGGGGCCUGUGUCAGACGUCCAGCUCUUCCCCGAGAAGAACACGGCCAUCAUUACUUUCUGUGAUCACAAAGAUCUAAGCACUGUCUUGGAAAAGCAGCAUUUACUGGAACAGAAACCAAUUUCUGUGCAUCCCUAUUACCACUCCCUGGGAACAGCUCUCUACGGAGAAGACGUACCGGCUUUCAAGAUGCCAGACCCCAUUGGGGUGCCACUGGAUCCCUAUGUCUGGCAGUUUUUACAAAAGCAGGCUAAACUGAUGCAAGACAUAAACCAGGAAAUGGCAAUUUGCCAUUGUGAGCUAAAAUGGCCCCAGAUAGUCUGUGCAAACCCAGAAAUUACGUUGUGCCCAUCAUCAACUCUCUCCGAGCAGAAAAAAGCAAUGAUUAAGUUGAUCAAGACGUGGAAGCAGGAUGCUUUGGCUGAGUUCUCGCGUAUCAUGGCACGUUACGUAGCUAUAAAAUGUAAAGUAAAAUCAGUGCACUGGAAAGAUAUGAGAAACAGAUUGGUGAAGGAUGUUGCCUUGACCAUAACUGAUAUUUCUGAGGAGAUGGUGGUGAUUGCGGGCAACAGAGCAGCAGUGGACAGUGCAGAGAAGGAAGUGAGGAAAUGCAUGGAAAUACCCACGAGUCAAAGUGAAAGGGAAAAACAGAGCAUAGAAAUUUCCGUGUCCAUCAUCCCAGGGAAGUACACUGUUCUGAACAAUGCUGGGCUGGAAAAGAAUAUUCACAACGAAUAUCCGUGCUUAAAGAUCUUUUAUGAUGACACAAAAAAAGCUGUUCAGUUGUGCGGAUUACCUGUGGAAGUAUAUAAAGUCAAAGGUGACUUACUGGAAAAGAUACUAAAUAUGCCAUGCACAUCAGUUCCUAUUGAUCGCUAUGUUUUCAACUAUCUACAGCAUGUAGAUAAUAAACCAAUGUCAGAGAUAUUAUUCACCAGGAAGAAAAUUAAUGCUUUUUAUGAGCUUGAGGAUGAUACUAUGUUGCUAUUUGGACAUGCUGCCAAAGAUCUUCUAGAAGCAGAAAAGCAAAUAAAGACAGGUUUACAACAUAAGUGCAUCCAGGUGGAGGAUGGUGAGAUCAUUAAAAAGCAGCAGUGGAGUAGUCUUCUUGCCUUCUUGCGUAAGAAGUACAGUUCUCCCCAGGAAAAUGUAGUCAUUGAUGACCCUGUUGGAAAAGACAACAAAGUGAUUAUUGCUGGCAUUUCUAAGGCCGUAACAGAAGUUUAUCAGAAGCUUAAUGAUUUCAUAGACAGAAACACACACAUGGAAAAAGUAAUCCCAGCUAAGUCGCAGCUGGCAGUGCAGUUUGUAGAGAAGGAAAAAUCCAGUCUUUAUCUUGAAUUGAGGAAGAAAGGUGUGACAGUAUGUUUUGACACUGAGACACCGUGUAUUUCCCUGAGUGGAUCAAGAGCAGAAGUGCCAAAAGCAGUCGCCACAUUUGAAAAAAUUCUCUCAUCUCUUUACUUAAAAAGCGUGCCAGUUAAUACACCAGGGGCCAAGGAGUUCUUUGCUGAGAGGGAAGAUUCAUGUGUAUUUGAGGCAAAGCAGAAAUUUAGCUGUUUGAUUAGGCUGGAAGAAGAAGAAGAACAACAACAACAGAUGGAUGAAAAAGUUGAUAACAAAGAGAAAAGAAAGCUGUACUACAAGAAAGUGCUGCCAGAUGGAGUUGUAGUAGCAGUGUAUAAAGCUGACUUGAGCACUUAUCCUGUCGAUGUCGUGGUAAAUGCAUCUAAUGAAGACUUAAAACACGUCAGUGGCCUUGCAAGCGCGUUGUUAAAGGUGGCUGGUCCAGAGCUACAAGAGGAGUGUGAUGAGCUGGUGAGGAAGAACGGGCCUUUGCAGCCGGGGUGUGCAGUCAUCAUGGGCGCUGGGAAACUCCCCUGCAAGAACGUCAUUCAUGCCGUUGGGCCCAGGUGGAGGAAAGAGGAAGAAGAAAAGUGUGUGUCCUUGUUAAGAAAGACGGUGAAGAUGAGCCUCCUACUUGCCGGAAUGUACAAUCAUCGUUCCGUAGCUCUGCCUGCUGUAAGUGGAGGGAUUUUUGGCUUUCCAGUGGAACUGUGUACGUAUUCGAUUGUAUCUACCAUCAGGGAGACCUUGGAAGAAUCCAGGGGAGACACCAGCUUGAAGGAGGUUCACCUUGUGGGUGACGCAGAAGAAAUGGUUCAGGCUCUGAGUGAGAGAGUAAAAACAGCAUUUACAGCCAAAUCACCUUCAGUACCACCACCACCAAGGGUGGGAAAUGGUAAGCUGAGACAGAGCCAGGAGAAGAGAAAAGAGGAUCUGCAGACACUUAGGACAAAUGAAGGACUGCUCAUCCGAGUGGAGAAGAAAAACAUUCAGGAGGCCACGACGGAUGUUGUUGUCAACAGUGUUGGCACAGAUCUGAACUUUGGCAGGGGCCCUCUUUGCAAAGCCUUGCUGGCAAAGGCUGGACCAGAGCUUGAAGCAGAGUUUGACAAAGCAAUAGAUAGAAAUAACGUGCUUCCUGAUGAAGGGAGCGUGCUCUGCACCGCUGGAUGUGCUCUGGCCUGCAAGUACGUGCUUCAUGCCAUAGUUCCCUUGUGGGAUGGAUUACAAGGACAGACCCUGAAGAUCCUAGAAGGCAUAAUCGAUUUCUGCUUGAAGAAAACUGAGGAACUUGGAUUGAAUUCAAUCGCUUUCCCAGCUAUUGGAACUGGAGGAUUUGGGUUUCCUAAAACCCUCGUUUCUGAGUUAAUGUUUGAUAUGGUAUUCAAGUUCAGUAGCAAUCACACUCGGAAGACUCUCAAGGAAGUUCAUUUUCUCUUGAGUCCAAGAGAUCUGGAUAACAUUCAGGCUUUUACCACUGAGCUAGAGCAUAGGGUAGCUGAAAGUUGCAAUGCUGCAGCACCGUGGUCAAGUUCCAUUAGGCCCGUUUCAAAUGAAGCAUUGGGAGUUCAUGAAAUGCAGAUUGGUUCCAUUACACUCCAAGUAAUUAGUGGAGAUAUUACCAAGGAGGAUACCGAGGUUAUUGUAUGCGUAACAAAUCCAACAUUUUAUACCACAACAGGGGUCUUCAAAGCAAUUAUAGAUGCUGCUGGUUCCCAGGUAGAAGAAGAAUAUGAUCUAUAUGCUCUGAUGUCUAAAAAUGGCAUGGUUAUCACAGAAGGUGGAAAACUGUCGUGCAAGAAAAUCAUGCACUUGAUUAGCGGUAACGAUGUGAAGAGUCAGGUCUCCCUUGUGCUUGAAAAGUGUGAGCAAAUGAAGUACAAAUCUGUCUCCUUCCCAGCAAUUGGAACAGGUCAAGCAGGACAGUGUCCAGCAAAGGUGGCUGAUGAGAUGUUGGAUGCUAUAGUGGAAUUUGCAACCAAAACAUCAGUACAGCAUUUGAAAAUAAUUAAAAUCAUCAUCUUCCAGGCAAAUAUGCUCAGAGACUUUUACGAAAGCAUGAAGAAAAGAAAAGGUUCAAAUUCAUCCAUAACAGGGGGCAAAACCCAACUCAUUGAGAAGAAAAAGCCUGUGGUUUUGGAGAAGAAGGUUGAUUUAGCCACAUUCCAGAUUUGUGGAGAAAGCAAAAAAAAUGUGGAUGCAACUGAAUCAUGGAUAAAGAAUUUAAUUUUAAAGGAACAGUUUGAAAAUAUUAUUUCAGAUGAGCUAAUUGAAAAUUUUGAUGAGAGGCAAAUUGACGCUUUGGCAGAUCUCCAGAGAAGAAAGCAUGUUACCAUUCAGCUUGAAAAUAAACAUUCCCCCCAUCACAUUAAAAUUUCGGGUAUUAGCAGGGAUGUCUGCUUUGUUUCUGUGGAAGUUCAAAAAAUGAUCCAAAAAAUAAAGGACACUGAAGAAGAACGAUCCAAGGCAGAACUUGUUUACAACCUGGUAGAAUGGAGGUAUCCAGGAAGCAAUGGUAGCUUUGUUGCUUUUGAUAAACUGACAAAUAUGCAGCUGGAGGAUGCCAAAAUAGCCAAAAGAACACAUCUUACUGUCAGAAUUAACAAGAACAACUGCAAUGUGGAUCUGAAUAAUCUACAGGCUAUUGAUGACCAAGGAAGAACUAUAAACAUUCAACGUGUGCCAAAGAAUAAAGAUAAGCAGUCGAUAGAGCUCCCUGCGCAGUGGGAAGACAUGGGAGAGGAACGGGUCAAACUGGUGAAUCUCAAGCCAUCAAGUCGGGAGUACGUGGAAGUCCAGAACAGAUUUAAGAAAACCUGUCCCAACUUUGUCAUAGAGAAGAUUGAAAGAAUACAAAAUCCCUUCCUCUGGCAGACAUACCAAAUUAAAAAAAAAUCUCUCUGUAAAAAGAACAAGCAUCAAAGUAACGAGAAGUUGCUGUUUCAUGGGACAGCUGCAUGCUCGUUGAGCACCAUCAACUACAAUGGAUUUAAUCGUGGGUUUGCUGGAAAAAACGCUGCAGUCAUUGGAAAUGGAACAUACUUUGCUGUUGAUGCAAGUUACUCUGCUCAGAAUACUUAUUCCAGACCAGAUAUGAAUGGCAGAAGAUACAUGUACUUGGCUCGUGUCCUCACUGGGCAGUACUGCACUGGCAGCAAAGGACUCAUCACUCCACCACCAAAGGACCCAGCAGAUCCUACUGACCUGUACGACAGCGUGGUCGAUGAUGUGAAUUCUCCAAGAAUGUUUGUCAUAUUUAAUGACAUUCAGGCGUAUCCUGAAUACCUUAUUACUUUCAGAAAAUAGAAUAUUCUUAGAAAUCUGGAAAACUUCAGUGCCUUUUACAUGUGGGAAUUAGCAGGGCAAUUCUUGAUUCUUGUUUACAUUUAGGUUUCUUAAAUAACCACUUAGCUUAUCUAUCCGUGUGUUUAAGUAUGUCUUCAAAUUAUCAACCCAGUGAGGCCGGGAUAAGCAAGUAUUUUGGAAGAUGCUAUUUCAAUACUCGCAUUUCAAACGUAGUGGUGAGGAGGUGUGUAGCCAAGAACUGUGAGAACAGCCCUGACCUCUCCCCGUGCGAGGCAGAGGAGACCUGGGGCCUGAAGUCAGAGGUGUAAGGUGGGCCAGCACAUCCGUGUGCAUUCCUGUUUCCAGUUACCACCGUAAAGCACCAAGUGCCUGCCUCCCUGUGAGGAUUUAUUUAGAACAUUCCACAUUGGAGGAAUAGCCUCUCUCGCUAUUUUCAGUCAUUCUCAGGCAUCCGCUUGCCCUUGUUGGUGCUGAGAGUCCUGAAGGAAAAGAGAUACCCAAUAUUAAACUUAGACUUUGUAUUCGUUGUUUCACCUCUCCUUAUGCUGCUGCGGCAUACUUUGUUAUUUUCUAGGUAUAAACUUCCAUAUUAAUACCUGUUUCUUACGGGCAUUUUCUAUGGUCCCCUGUGCUGUGUGUACAUCUGACUUGCACAUACAAAGUCAACACUUCUGGAAUUUUCAAGGCAGUAAAGGGAGACACUUGAUUUCUUCUGGUCACUGUCAAAACGGUAACCCUUCUGUAGAAUUACCAGUUUGCAGAGAGGGACAUACUCAGUUACCCCUUUAAAAAUAUUUGAAAACUUUUUAAAGUUCUGUAAAACAAACGAAUAAUGGUAUUUGUACAUCUUUGCAAGCUGUACACUUAAUUACAGUGAUAAUCUUACAACUGCCAAUGAAAAGCCAUAUACGCGUGUUUUAAAUAAAGGUAGUUUCAAACA